Molecule: messenger RNA, 546 nt
Organism: Mytilus californianus (California mussel)
Lineage: Eukaryota; Metazoa; Mollusca; Bivalvia; Mytilida; Mytilidae
Exons: 3
Coding region: 135-542 (135 amino acids)
Source: RefSeq, a predicted model, not a curated record
UUAUUUUGCUUACCGUAACUAACUUUUUUAAUGUAUUUAUUUAUAUAAUCUUCGAAUAAUUGUUAUAAAAUGUGUAGCAUAAAAGAUUUCGUAGGCAAUUGUGACAACUGCAGUGACGACAGGUAUUUUUGAAAAUGCUUCCAUUGGAAAAAGAGACAUGUAUAAAUUUUUGUCAGAAAUUUCUUUACUUAAAUCUGACAUUACAUUGUACGUCACAACUGAGGAUCUGUGAUAUUCAUAGCAAUAUUAUCAUCGAAACAACUAACAAGAGUUAUAGAAGGAAAAAUUGUGGUGUGCCUUCAGUAAAUGUCAUUUUGAAAUAUCAUAUUACUACAAAAUCAGUGGAUCGACAUGUUACACCCGAGAUGUUGCAAAGAAUUGUUACAAAGACAGGCAUUUUCAUUCCUAUUGGAACAUCAAUUUGUAGACUGUGUAGAGAAAAACUAUUUGGAAAUAGCAGUAUUGAGCAUGUUGAGGAGGAGAACACUAUUGAGACAAAUACAAAGAACAAGAUUGCAGAAGCUGAAAUACUACCACCUUAAAGAA